AUGUCUGAUCUAGCCGGCCUCACUGAUGUCACGGACAGUACCUCUCCACGUGUGGCGAUUAGCGGCAGCGGAUCUGGAAAGCUUUAUCAAUUCUAUUCUCCAAAGACGGAAACCGAAAGUCGAAGGUCUCAGAACAGCUUUCAUGUCUUGACGAACGGUGUCGAACCAAGUCUUGAGUUUCUCUCCUCUUCGACGCCUCCGGGUGGGCUGCAGCGCCGGAUCGAGGACAGCAUAGCAAAGCUCGUAAGACGGACGACGGAGAACGUGCCCAAACCAUCUUAG
Dibothriocephalus latus is the source of this 282-nucleotide messenger RNA. NCBI's taxonomy places the organism in Eukaryota, Metazoa, Platyhelminthes, Cestoda, Diphyllobothriidea, Diphyllobothriidae. The record is from the annotation of a GenBank genome assembly.